GUCCACGUCGAGGUCCAGCAGCUCACCGCACGCAUCGCCCACCCGCACCUCGCCCGCCGUCCGCCUCCCCCGCGCAGCCUCCCGCGCUCUUCCCACCAGUCCCGGGCGGCGGCCCAGCCACCUCGCAAUGGCCUCCCUCAAGCAAUUCAUCCGCAAUGUGCGCGCCGCAAAGACCAUCGCCGACGAGCGCGCCGUCGUGCAGAAGGAGAGCGCUGCCAUCCGCGCCAGCUUCCGCGAGGAGAGCCACGACUCCAACGUGCGGCGGAACAAUGUCGCGAAGCUGCUGUACCUGUUCACCCUGGGCGAGCGCACGCACUUUGGCCAGAUCGAGUGCCUGAAGCUGCUGGCCUCGCCGCGCUUCGCAGACAAGCGCCUCGGCUACCUGGGCACCAUGCUGCUGCUGGACGAGAACCAGGAGGUGCUGACCCUGGUCACCAACUCGCUGAAGAACGACCUCAACCACGCCAACCAGUACACCGUCGGGCUCGCCCUGUGCACCCUCGGCAACAUCGCCUCCGUCGAGAUGUCGCGUGACCUGUUCCCCGAGGUCGAGACCAUCAUCGCGAGCGCAAACCCCUACAUCCGCCGCAAGGCCGCCCUGUGCGCCAUGAAGAUCUGCCGCAAGGUCCCCGACCUGCAGGAGCACUUCCUGGACAAGGCCAAGCUGCUGCUGCAGGACCGCAACCACGGCGUGCUGCUGUGCGGCCUGACCUUCAUCACCAGCCUGUGCGAGGCCGACGAGGCCGACGACGACGAGAACGGCAUCAGGGACAUCUUCCGGCCCCAGGUGCCGGGGCUCGUCAAGACCCUCAAGGGCCUCUCCUCGUCCGGCUAUGCGCCCGAGCACGACGUCACCGGCAUCACCGACCCGUUCGUGCAGUGCAAGAUCCUGCAGCUGCUACGCGUCCUGGCCCGCGGCGACGCCCAAGUCAGCGAGCAGAUCAACGACAUCCUCGCCCAGGUUGCUACCAACACAGACUCGUCCAAGAACGUCGGCAACUCCAUCCUCUACGAGGCCGUGCUGACCAUCCUCGACAUCGAGGCCGACUCGGGCCUGCGCGUGCUCGGCGUCAACAUCCUCGGAAAGUUCCUCUCCAACAGAGACAACAACAUACGAUACGUUGCGCUCAACACCCUCAACAAGGUCGUCGCAGUCGAGCCAAACGCCGUCCAGCGACACCGCAACACCAUCCUCGACUGUCUGCGCGACCCCGACAUCAGCAUCCGCAGACGCGCCCUCGACCUUAGCUUCACCCUCAUCAACGAGAGCAACGUGCGCGUGCUGAUUCGCGAACUGCUUGCCUUCCUCGAAGUCGCCGACAACGAGUUCAAGCCUGUGAUGACGUCGCAGAUUGGAAUCGCAGCCGACAGAUUCGCCCCGAACAAGAGAUGGCACGUCGACACCAUGCUUCGCGUGCUGAAACUGGCUGGCCACUAUGUCAAGGAGCAGAUCCUGUCAUCCUUUGUUCGACUGAUUGCAACCACCACCGACCUCCAGACCUACUCUGUACAAAAGCUCUACGCCGCAUUGAAGGAGGACAUCACACAGGAGGGGUUAAUCUUGGCCGGGUCCUGGGUUAUCGGAGAGUAUGGUGACGCACUCCUACGGGGAGGACAGUACGAAGAGGAGGAGCUGGUGCAGGAGGUGAGCGAGAGCGACAUUGUCGACCUCUUCGAGACCAUCCUGAACAGCAGCUACGCGGGCCUUGUCGUCCAGCAAUACAUCAUCACAGCCUCGAUAAAACUGACGACACGACUCAGCGACCCCGCCCAGGUCGAGCGCCUGCGCAGAAUGCUGCAGAGAUACGGCUCCAACCUCGACAUUGAGAGCCAGCAGCGCGCGGUCGAGUACACCAACCUCUUUGGAUUCGAUGCGGUGAGGAAGGGAGUGCUCGAGAAGAUGCCGCCUCCGGAGAUCCGCGAGGAGCAGCGUGUGCUGGGUGAGGCCACCAAGAAGCGGCAGUCUCGCGUUAUCAAGAAGAAACCUGCCCAGGCAGCGACCGAGGAUCUGCUCCUCGACCUCAUGGGCGACUCCGGCGCGCCAGACACAAAUGGCGCUGCAUCGCAGAACCACGACCUCCUCGCAGACAUCCUCGGCGGCGGCGGAGCGACAUCGCCGCCGCCCCAGACGACGUCCCCCCCGCAGUCGAACGUCGCCAACAUCAUGGACCUGUUCAACAGCGGCCCGUCAAGCUCACCAGCGCCCCAGUCACGACCGCCCCCACAAGCCUCAAACGACCUCCUCGGCGGGCUAGGCGGCAUGUCGUCCCCGCCACCCCCGGCCCCCGCCGGCCCGCCCGCGCACCCCGUGUACAACAAGAACAACCUCGCCAUCACCUUCCAGCUCAAGCGCGACGCCACCGCCGUGCAGCUGCUCGCGCGCUUCCGCAACACGGGCGCCACCCCGCUCGCCGCCGUCAACCUGCAGGCCGCCGUCCCCAAGAGCCAGAAGCUGCAGCUGCAGCCCAUCAGCGCCGCCGAGCUCGCGCCCGGCCAGGACGCCACGCAGCAGAUGCGGGUCACGUCCGUCAACGGGGCCCCGCCCGCGCGCCUCAGACUCAGACUCAAGCUCGGAUAUGCGGGCGCCGCCGGUCCGGCGCAGGAACAGGUCGAUUGGGCCGAGCCUACAUAGCGCGCGGAGGUGUGCGGAGGUGUAGACGGUGUAGACAAUGGAAUGAUGAGCUGCUGAUGCUCUGCUUGCAUGUGGUGAAGACGUGCGUGAGACAUGUGUGAAGCCAAGUCCUGUCCAGCCAUGCGUGAAGUCAUGCGUAAAGUGAACCCGCAUGGCGUGAACCCAUGCGUGAACCCAUGCGCAAAGUGAACCCUUGCACGUCGUCCAGAUAAGCACCCAGCCACCCGCCGAUCACCGCCCCAAGCGGCGCUUUUCUCGGCCCACUCCACUCCGCAUCUUCUUAGUUCCUAUAGGGUUUCCCCGCAUCCUACACAGUAUGGAAGUGUGCAGGGGCUGGCACACCAC
Messenger RNA from Boeremia exigua, 2977 nucleotides. RefSeq names its product adaptin N terminal region-domain-containing protein. Bases 128 to 2632 code for a protein of 834 amino acids. Gene Ontology annotation, molecular function: clathrin-cargo adaptor activity. Gene Ontology annotation, biological process: receptor-mediated endocytosis; Golgi to vacuole transport; intracellular protein transport. Lineage: Eukaryota; Fungi; Ascomycota; Dothideomycetes; Pleosporales; Didymellaceae. Gene Ontology annotation, cellular component: membrane coat; Golgi apparatus; AP-1 adaptor complex. The record is from RefSeq and is a predicted model, not a curated record. The transcript has 6 exons.